AUGUUGGAAUGGUGGGACAAAUGGGAGCUACGAGGAUUGAUUUUGCUCAGCCUUGUCUCGCAAAUUAUAUUAACACUAUUGGGUGACCGUAGAAAACGUAAACCCAGUAAGUUGAGACGAGCACUUGUGUGGUCUUCCUACUUGCUAGCAGAUAAGGUGGCAACUGUAGCAAUGGGCGUCAUCUCCAGCAAUUUAGGAGAGUAUUACAACAAGGGUGAACAACCAAAGAAUGUUAAUCCUCAGCUUCUUGCAUUUUGGGCUCCUUUUUUUCUAAUGCACCUUGGUGGUCCUGAUACAAUCACAGCCUAUGCUUUAGAAGACAAUGAGUUAUGGCUAAGGCACUUUGUUGGUUUGUUGUCUCAAACGUCCCUGACUGUCUACGUAAUUAUUUUGUCUUGGAAAGGAGAUUGGCUUUCACAUCUUACCAUUCCCAUGUUAAUUAUUGGGAUUAUUAAGUAUGGGGAAAGGACAUGGUCUUUGUAUCGAGCUAGUAUCAAGCAUCUUAGGGAUUCUUUCCUUCGUUCAAUAGAUUCUUCUAGGAAGAGCGACCAAUGGCAAGAAUCAAGGGCUAGCUCUCUAUGUGGUCGAAUUCUCAAUCGGGUCUUUCCAAAAAAGAGAAGAAAGAAUGGGGGAGAAGAUUUGACUCCGAUUGGAGACCCAACGACUUUUCUUCGAGCCAUUUGUAUCUUCAUAAGCCUCUUUGUUGAUUUGGUCAUGAACCCCUGGGACAUUACUAAAGAUAGAGAAGAAGUACUUGAAGAUUUAAGUAUGGACUUCACCGACUAUUUUACCUUAGUGAAUUUCGAACUUAAAUUAAUGUACGAUGUGUUCUACACCAAGGCAUUUGCAAAUUAUGGCGUCUUGGGUUUGGUGUCACGCUUGAUCACUCUAACUACCACUAUCGUUGUGCUUGUGUCAUAUCCUAUUUUAAGUGAAAAUGAGCACCUAUUUGAGGAUCACAUCAUCACAUACCUCUUGCUAGUUGGAGCAUUGAUAUCGGAAAUAUAUGCCUUUAUAUUGGUUGCGUUCUCCAGAUGGACAUUCUACUACAUUUCAAUUAAAGGUCUAUCGGCAUUUUCUUUAAUCCCAACGUUUAUGCUGGAUGUGAUCAUUAAGAAGAAUGAAGAAGAUAAUUUUUCUUCGGUAAUGGGACAGUCUAACUUGUUGAAUUUGAUUUGCAACAAAAAUUUGAACAUAAAGGGUAAUUUCUUCCCGAUGAACAAGUUAGAAGAACUCCCAAGUGUUAGCCAUUGCUUAACCUCUAAACCGUUAGAAACAAUGAUCCUUCAACACUUGCAGGAUAAAUCCAAGAAAGGCCUGCAGUCAAAUCCUUUAGGCGCCCCGGGAUUUAGGAAUCUUUUAUUUGGGAAAAAUGUUUCAAUUUUCACAAGUGAGCUUGAAUUUCAUAGAACCAUUAUUACUUGGCACAUUGCUACAAAUCUGUUUUAUUACUCUAACGAGGACUCGAUGAGUUCUGUAGUGAAUUCAAGGAAGAACUGCAAAGAGAUGUCUGAUUAUAUGUUUUACCUCUUGCUCAAGCAACGUCACAUGUUGCCAGUAGGAGCAGCGUUGGUAACUCUUCAAGACACUGUCAUUGAUGCCGUGGAAUAUUUCAAACGCAAGAAUGUUGUUCCGCGACAAGACAAUUUACCUGAAACUUGUACGAUAUUACUUCAACAUGACAUAGCUACAACAGGAGAUGAUAAAGCCUCAAAGAUGCAAAGUGCAUCUGUUAUGUUUCAUGCUUGUAAUGUAGCAAAAGAACUCAUUGCUGCAGAAAAUGGAAUCCAAAUGUGGAAAUUUGUUGAAGAAUUGUGGGUUGAGAUUUUGUGCUAUGCUGGUGCUCAAUGUAGAGUAGAUAUGCAUGCUCAACAACUUAGAAGAGGCCCUGAAUUUCUCUCUAAUGUCUGGCUCCUUCAAGCUCAUCUUGGUUUGUUAGAUCAAUUUCAAUUUGUAGGAUCAAUUUCAGAUAACAGUGCUCACAGCCCUGAGGCAAAUUUGUAA
This is a messenger RNA of Glycine soja, 2004 nucleotides long. RefSeq lists its product as uncharacterized. Lineage: Eukaryota; Viridiplantae; Streptophyta; Magnoliopsida; Fabales; Fabaceae. The coding region runs from base 1 to 2004 and encodes 667 amino acids. The transcript has a single exon. The record is from RefSeq and is a predicted model, not a curated record.